CCGAGCCUAUGCACCACUCCGAUAAAAAGUUGGCGGAGUACGUAUGAGAAUCUAAUGUCUUGACAGCUGUAGCCUCUAAGAAUGUCGGAGCCAUCUCGAAAAAAGAAAGAAAGAAAGAAAAAACGAGUAAUUCACGUCAUACAAAUCUAAAGAUAUGCGACUAAUAAGGCUCAAGUUCAGCAUAUCUUCUCAACAUCCCGAGGUUGAGCGAAACAAUGAAGACCAAGCCCCAUCGCCAUUCAAAAGAUGAUCAAAUGGGCCGAUUUGUCAUGUCACGGCCCUAGAUGUAGUACGAAGCCACUUGGUUUAUUAUCGGCGGACCUGAAUUAGACAAACAAAUGCCGCUAUCCUUGACGAUUGCCGACCAAGCGGACGCGGCCCGAAUCGCCGAGAUCCACAUGGCCACUUUCGGCUCCAAUGCGAUGUUCCUAGCCCAGUUCCCCACACCGGCCGUUCGGAAUGAUGUGAAGCACAGCAUUGAAUUAAAAGCGCUUGCUGAUAUAGAAGAUCCGAAAACAACGGUUCUUGUUGUACGCGAUUCGAGCUUGGAACCUCAAAAUAGCAGCGCCAUAUCGUUUGCGAAGUGGGCACACCCCGUACGGUCUGACGAAGGCUACGUCGAGCCUCCGUGGGUCUGGCCGGUAGAAACAGACCUCGACAUCCUCAACGACUGGGCAAAAAAGACUGAGGAGACCCAAUUACGCAUCUUAGGAAAUACACCGUGUUAUCGACUUACGUUCAUGGGGACGGAUCCAGCAUAUCAGAGACGUGGUGCAGCAUCUAUGAUGGUUCGAUGGGGUAUCGAGCGGUCAAGAAUAGACCAGGCGCCCGCGUAUCUAGAGAGUACCCUCGAGGCGGCUCCGUUCUAUACAAAACUCGGAUUCACCGCCGCAGCGAAGAUUUCGUUAGAAUACACGAUACACGGCUCCGAUACGCCAGGUACCUAUGAGGAGGUUAGCUUUAUAUACGAACCAUCGAAAUAAUACCAAAUUUCCCUCGAUAUGGGUUCUUCUAUCUACCUAGUGUUAAAAAAGUACGGCUCAUGUAUUUCAACUUUGAUAUGAUUUCACCCAAGUGAAGUAGACGAGGAUGUCGACGUUGAAG
Daldinia caldariorum is the source of this 1104-nucleotide messenger RNA. RefSeq names its product putative GNAT family acetyltransferase. The record is from RefSeq and is a predicted model, not a curated record. Gene Ontology annotation, molecular function: acyltransferase activity, transferring groups other than amino-acyl groups. The transcript is spliced from 4 exons. The coding region runs from base 339 to 983 and encodes 214 amino acids. Lineage: Eukaryota; Fungi; Ascomycota; Sordariomycetes; Xylariales; Hypoxylaceae.